Messenger RNA from Emiliania huxleyi CCMP1516, 450 nucleotides. RefSeq lists its product as hypothetical. The transcript has a single exon. Bases 1 to 450 code for a protein of 149 amino acids. Lineage: Eukaryota; Haptophyta; Isochrysidales; Noelaerhabdaceae. The record is from RefSeq and is a predicted model, not a curated record.
AUGGAUGGUUCGAUGGAGCUCGCGCGAUUUCCAUCGAACCAUCCAACUCCGGUCACCGGGUCUGAACGCGCUCAGCCUCAGGAGGUAGAGGGAGCGGACCCUGAGUUGAGGAAAUCGGGGGACGCGACCCACUUCGCCACAGACGGUCCCGCGCCUCGCCGCUAUGACGGCCACACGACCGCAGCUCGUGUGCGUGUGGCCGUCUUUGUCCGGAGUGAAUACUCCAACGCGCUCGUCGGUGACGGCGUCCCCCGAUUUCGCCGCGCUCGGCGAACCUCGACAGCGCUUUCGGUGGCAUGCAGCUCUUUGCGCCUGAAGCCUGGAGAGCAGCUCCUCUGCUGCUCAUACGCUCUGCACAGUUGGCACAGCCUACUGUGCGGCUGCCACAGCUGUGACAGCGAUGGGCUCGCCCUCACUGGCCCUCAGUCACUCGUGCUGCGGCUUGUGUGA